UGUGCUGACCGGCCUCUGGGCUCCAGCGAUCCUCCUGCGUCGGCCUCCCGAAGCGCUGGGUGACAGGCGCCAGCCACCGUCUGUUCCCGAGAGGCAUGGCAGGACGGCAAAUAAACUGCUUCGAAGAUGUCUGAGAACCCCGACAAGUCCAAGCUGAAUGAGGCAAGAAAAGCAAAGCCAAGCGAUUCUGAGCCAGGCCUUGGAGAUGCCCUGGAAGGUUCUGAGGAGGCUCUGCAGAGGAAAGUCAGGCCGGACGCCCCCAGCCCCCACCGAGGGCCGCGACCUCACUCCAGUCCUGCUCGGUUUGUGACAGUGGAAGAGCUCCUGGAGACGGCCAGGGGGGUCACCAACAUGGCCCUCGCUCAUGAGAUUGUAGUAAACGGAGACUUCCGGAUUCAGCCAGCCGAGCUGCCGGAGGACAGCUUGGAGAAGAGAGUGAAGGAGAUUGUCCACCAAGCCUUCUGGGACUGCUUGAGCGUCCAGCUGAGUGAAGACCCCCCGACAUACGACCAUGCUAUCAAACUCGUGGGAGAGAUCAAGGAGACACUCUUGUCUUUCUUGCUGCCUGGCCACACCAGACUGAGAGACCAGAUCACAGAAGUCUUGGAUCUGGAGCUGGUGAAGCAGGAAGCCGAGAACGGGGCCCUGGACAUUUCCAAGCUGGCAGAGUUCACCAUCGGCAUGAUGGGAACGCUAUGUGCCCCUGCCCGCGACGAGGCGGUCAAGAAGCUGAAGGGCAUCAAGGAAAUAGUGCCCCUCUUCAGGGCCAUCUUCUCCGUGCUGGACCUCAUGAAGGUGGACAUGGCGAACUUCGCCGUCAGCAGCAUCCGGCCACACCUCAUGCAGCAGUCGGUGGAGUAUGAGCGGAGGAAGUUCCAGGAGCUUCUGGUGCACCAGCCGAAUUCCCUGGACUUUGUCACCCAGUGGCUGGAGGAGGCCGCCGAUGACCUCAUGAGUCAGCAGUACCAGCUCACCCUGCCGGCCAGGGCGGGGGCCGCCGGCUCUGGGGACACCUGGCGGCCGAGCCCAGUGGCCGUGCAGAACCGCGCCUACCUGAAGCUCCUGGCCUGGGACCAUGGCCGGCGGCCCUUCCCCGAGACUGUGCUGAUGGACCAGGCCCGCUUCCAGGAGCUGCAGCUGCAGCUGGGACAGCUGGCCGUGCUGGGGGGUGUGCUGCUGGUCACGUUCGGCGCCGUCCCGGGGGCGUCCAGCCGUGCCGACCUUGCCGAGAAGCUCAAGGCGACGGUGAAGAUUCUGCUCACUGACAUGCACCUGCCCUCCUUCCGCCUGGAGGAGGCCUUGGCUGCCGUUGGGGAGAAGGUCUGUCUGGAGGUGCGCAGCUGCCUGGUGCUGAGCGGCGCAUGCCCUCUCCCCAGCGACAAGGAGGCAGCGCUCAAGGGCCAGAUCCGCGCCGUGGCCAGCCCCGACGACCCCAUCCGCAGGAUCAUGGAAUCUCGAGUCCUGACCUUCCUGGAAACCCACCUUGCCUCGGGCCAUCAGAAGCCAAUGCCCACUGUCCCCGGGGGGCUGGGCCCCGUCCAGAGAGAGCUGGAGGGCGUCGCUGUGAAGUUCGUCCGCCUGGUCAACUACAACAAGAUGGUCUUCUGUCCCUACUACGACGCCAUCCUCUGCAGGGUCCUGGGCAGGCCCUAGCGUGCCCGCAGCCAAGCAUCGCUCUGCUUCAGUCCUGUUCCCGCCGGGAGGCUGCUUCUGAAGUGGCUUGGCAGUGCGCGUCUCUGUCCCAGCACUGGUUCCAAGGGAAGAACACCGCAUGUCACGGCUGCAAGGACUUGUUGAAACAGGUGCUGGGUUCUCUCCGAGAGAUUGUAUUUAUGAGUGCAAGUUUACAAAUCCAAGGAGCUUUUUUCCUCUUGAGUUUUGUAGGUAACGCUCAGCUUUCAAACAGUCGAUGGCUCCGUCUCCAACUCCGUCAUGUCCUCCCAAGGAGGCUGGGGCCUGUCUCCUGCUGUCGGGUCAUUCUUUCAGACACCCGUGUGACAGCCGUCAAGAGUAGAGACCAAGCCCUGACCUCCUCGCCUGUCCCCUGACAGCCCCUGGCCGGUGUUCUGUGCUGGGAGGCUGGCAGAAGGUUUCACGGCCUUUUUCCUCCCUAUUUAUUGCUUCCUCCCUGCCGAGCCUCCAGGCUCCAGAGCUGUUUGUUCUGGAGGAGAGUGAUUCGAUUUAAAAAGCUUGUUCUUUGAUCUGAAAUCACUCCUGAGCAGAUGGCAGCAGCUCUGAUGGGUGCUGUGCGUGCAGUCAGAAGUUGCUAGCGCGACGGCCCAAGGACACGUUUCCCCUGGUUCAUUUAGAAGGAAAGUAACUAGGACAUGGAAUGGUUCAGUAGUGCCAUCCUGGCCGCCUAGAGCGCACAGAAAAGAAUAACUCAGGAGUGUUCGCAUGCAAAGACUUUUAGACAAGAACCUAAAAGAAACUUGGAAGCCAUUUCAGAGAAAAAACAUCCUUUUACUUUAAACUUUGAAGGUUAAAGAGGAAAUUAAAAAAAAACACAUAGUUUAGAAUAAUGUGAAAGAAGAGACAGCUCUGGGGUUUUCGCUGGACAGUGAACUCUGAUAUGAUACACAGACAUGUUGAUCGAAUCCGACUCUGGAAUUAGAUGGAGGCAUUUCCAGGUCAAAAACCCAAGCCCACCAACCUCCUAGCCGAGAAGUCAGGAAACCCCUGGCUUCUGAGCUGUUUCUCAAGAAACUACAGUGCCCGGAACUCCUGACCUGGCCGUGACUGUGCGAGUCAUUUGGGUCUCACUGAUGACCUCUUGUGUUUGCCUGAAAAGGUGUCUGUGUGCAGGUGUUGGGCAGGGACAUCGCAUUCGAAGUGGAGCCAUGAGCUUGGCGUGAUCUCCGACUGCCAGACCAGCAGGGGUUGAGUAACAGGACUCCCUUCAGGACACACUGAGGCUGAGACCGGGUGGGGGCAUUUGCUCCGCAGGCCCCAUGGUCUGGGCGGUCCGGGCGUCCUAGGCCAGGGUGGUUACACUCGCGGAGGUGACCUCCAAGCACAGCUGCAGGCUGCUCUGAUGCCGUCUGUCCUGCGGUCCGUGUCUGCUGCCAGGCGUGGCCAGGAGUCCAUUCAGACUCGAGGACGACUUGCCCUGACUUCUUUAGAAGGACGAGGGGUCAGAAAGUAGGACAUAAGACGAACUCAGUAAUAUCAUACUGGCCACUGGGAGUACGGGUUAAAAAAGAAACAAUUCAUAAUCCAGUGCCAGCACAUGAAGGCUCCCAGGCAAGAACCUGAAGGAGACGUGGAGGCUGGUUCAGGAAAGCCCACGAAGGCCGCAGCCACUGCUGGGCCACCAGGGACAGGCCACGUUCUGCCACAAGCAGCCCUUUCCUCGGCUCCUCCGUGUAAGGAAAUGCGGGGACAGUUCGGAAGGAGGCCAUGGAGCAGUGUCUGUCCUCGGGAGGUGAUGUCACACCGGGAGGGACCGGCCACGUGAAGACUCAGACCUGAUGGCAUCGGGAGAAAUUCUGUUGGAUCU
This is a messenger RNA of Carlito syrichta (Philippine tarsier), 3499 nucleotides long. RefSeq names its product t-complex 11 like 1 (gene TCP11L1). The transcript is spliced from 10 exons. Gene Ontology annotation, biological process: signal transduction. The record is from RefSeq and is a predicted model, not a curated record. The coding region runs from base 127 to 1653 and encodes 508 amino acids. NCBI's taxonomy places the organism in Eukaryota, Metazoa, Chordata, Mammalia, Primates, Tarsiidae.